Onychostoma macrolepis is the source of this 5567-nucleotide messenger RNA. It is a transcript of the gene sema4ga, whose product is annotated as sema domain, immunoglobulin domain (Ig), transmembrane domain (TM) and short cytoplasmic domain, (semaphorin) 4Ga. Gene Ontology annotation, biological process: semaphorin-plexin signaling pathway; positive regulation of cell migration; negative regulation of axon extension involved in axon guidance. The record is from RefSeq and is a predicted model, not a curated record. Gene Ontology annotation, molecular function: semaphorin receptor binding; chemorepellent activity. NCBI's taxonomy places the organism in Eukaryota, Metazoa, Chordata, Actinopteri, Cypriniformes, Cyprinidae. The transcript is spliced from 5 exons. The coding region runs from base 139 to 1269 and encodes 376 amino acids.
CCACAUACUCUUCAUUGGGACAGAUGAAGGUUGGCUGCAAAGGCUGUGAAGGUUAAUGGUCAGCUGCACAUCAUUGAGGAGCUUCAGCUGUUUGAGGAACCCCAGCCAGUGGAUAGUAUAGUCAUCUCUGAGAAACAGAUGAGUGUCUAUGUGGGUUCGCCCACCUCUGUGGUGCAGUUGCCCUUGUCCACAUGCAGCAGAUACUCCUCAUGCUUUGACUGUGUGUUGGCGCGUGAUCCCUUCUGUGCCUGGGAUGGACUGGAGUGUGUGGAGAUUACAUCACACAACAGAAGAGCCAAUCUGACACAGGACAUUCUGAAUGGAAACCAGGGCUGUAAUGAAUCCACAGCAGAUGACCAAGUGUUACACCGCUCUCGCUCUGUGAUGGCGGGUGAUGAUGUGCUGCUUCAGUGUGAGCUCAGCUCCAAUCUGGCAACCCCUAAGUGGAUGCUGAAUAAAAAACCUCUGCAGGGUUACGGACUGGACUCUGGUUACCGUGUUGGUACUGAUGGCCUCCUGGUCAUCGAGGCACGGCCUUACCAGAGUGGCAACUACUGCUGCUCUGCCCUGGAGAAUGGUGUCCAUGUUCCUGUGGUAAUCUACAGCUUGAUAGUUCGCCAGGAGCUUCCCGCACCUCCUCCCGUGGAGCCGAUGCGGCCACGCUUGACCACAGCGAUCUACUGGACCAUUCAAACUUCCCCAAGUGACUCCCCGGAGGACUUCCAUCCGACCCCAAUGUCUCCUCGCUUUGAGUUCCUGUCCGUGAGGAACAUGGAGGCUAUGUACCUAUCCCUAAUCACUAUCUUAGGAGGCCUGUGCUUUGUUCUAACAGUCAUCCUGCUUUACGUGGGAUUCUGUUUGCAAGGACGGAGGGGUAAAUACUCUUUACGGGCCGCAGCUCGCACCGAAAGAAAGCGAGGUGCCCACAUGGAGCUGAAGACCAUCUCCAGCCACUGCAACGGGAAACCGGAUGCUUACGACGGCCUGCUGCAGAUCGUCCCCGGAGAAGCAACAACAUCACCCAACAAAGAGCUUCCUCCUGCUCCACCUCUCCCGCCGCCUCCAGAAUCAGAGUACGUCAAUGGACUCUCUGCCACUUUACCCAGCGUCUUACGCAAGAUGAAUGGCAACAGCUAUGUGUUGCUGAGACAGACAGAUGGAGACACCACAUCUCCGCUUUAUUACUCCUUCACAGAGGAGCUCAACAGGAUCCUGGAGAAGAGGAAGCACACGCAGCUGUGUAGUAAACCUGAUGAGAGCUCGGUGUGAAAUCGAGAUGCGUUUGAACUGCUCAAGUGUUCAAGGGAAGUGCCGUCGUCUAAUACCCCUUCUUCACCCAGACUAACUUUAACGGGAUGUUAAUGAGUAGCCACAGCUGCUUUUAUUGGAAGAUAAACAAAGCAUUGGUAUUCCUCUAAAAGGAACAAACUCCUUCUCCGUUUGCAUUUCAAAUGUAGAGCUUGUGACUUUCAACAGACUGAGGAAAGCCCACUGGUCACAAAUAGCAAAGAAUGGACACUUACAAUGGAAAUUCUACCUCAGCAAAUUGUAUCGCACAGCUUUUGGCUCAUUUCAGCAUGCUUGCGUUAAAUUCGAGUUGGAGUUGGGGAUGUAUAGCUUGGGACACACAGCAAGGGAAUCUUCAAAGCAAAAGUGCCCAUCUGGGGGAAUCGAGUAAAUGAUUCAGUUACAAACUAGUUGGAAGAGACAUUUACAAGGCAGCAUUGUAAAAAAACAAGAUGAUGAAUUCAAAUGGAGGUAUCGCACCAAAAACUCUAGUGCUGUUGAACACUGAAUGUCUUUGACAUGUCCUUUAUUUUAAUAUGUUCUAAUUUAUGCCAACACUGACCUUAUCAGUAACAGCUUGUAAUAAUAAGCAUAAUAAGAGCAGGGAUAACAGACUUUAAAAACAAUUAGAAAUGCACUUGAUGGUACUAAUAGUGUAAAUAUGGCAUUUAUUGAUAGUUUCACAGGGGUGGGAACCUAGUAAGAUGACAGUAUUAACCACUGAGAUGCACUUUAUGGACCGGUAGCAUUUUUUUCCGUGAGGUGCUGCUUAUUGUGACCGAUCUGGAGAAGACGGAAUGGAUUACAAGGACAGGACCUUUGCGAAAGAUGUGAAAGUGACAAUUGACUCUGAACUCGAGAGGGAAGACUAUGUGCACAGUAUCUGUUUAACCCUGAGCAAUGGACCCCUAAAUAUGUCUGGAUUCGUUACUCGUGACUUAAGAUAUGUUAUGUCUCAGAUCUGUAUGUCUCUUGUAGUAUGAUAAGUCCAUAUGUAUAAGAACUGACAUGAUUCCUUGUCGGAAUCCUUCAUCGGAAUUCCGGAGUCAUUGGCUGCUAGGUCUCCAUGGCAACCACAGAGCAGAGGUAAAGCUGAUGCUGACCUUCUUAGAUUAUCCUUUUGACAUGACCAAUUAUUACAGCACCUCUUACAGUCAGGUCUCGCAGUCUUAACAGGGAUUAGCGAAUUAGCGCUACGUCGUGAAAUUAGGCUUCUGCUGCCAGUAAAUAAACAAAAUUCAAUUCUAGUCGGGACUUGAUUAACAAUGAGUAUUGUAACAUGGUGAUAUUGGGGGGUUUAAUUAUCCCCUACACUUCCAGUAAGUCCAUUAAACUGUUGUGUAAAUGUUCGUCCUGGAACUGCUCCAGCUGCUCCGACUGCCCACACUUGCGUGCAAGAGCAUUUUGGCGUAUCUCCCACUACUUAAGGGGAGCGAAGCACCUGGUUCUGUCUGUUUAGAUCAGAAUAUGCAGAUUGCAAUGGAGCCGAGUGGAGAACAUUAAGGCCACAUGUUCAGAACAGAGCUAAGAUGAGCACUGCUGAUAGUGCAGUUUGCUCUCUCCCUUAUGCUUUGUGUUCAGACAUAUUGUUUUUGUCUUGUUUAGUAGAGUUGGACUUUUCUGAAGUGCUGUAAGAAUUAAAUUAAUGUCAUUAUUUAAAUUAAUCCUCAUGUCAUAACAAACCUGUAUCUUGUUAUUUUUACACAAAAGAAGACAUUUUGAAGUAUCUUUCCAUGGCUCUUUCUAUACAGUGAAACUUUGUAACUUUGUUGUGAUCAAAAAGGAUAAAAUAAACUUACAAUAAAAAAAAAAAGAGAUUUUCUUCCUCAGAAUAUUUCUCGUUUUCCAGUUGAAACAUCUAAACAUUAUUAAAUUAAGGAAGAUUUAUUAGAGAAGCAAAAUGACGUAAAAUUAAAUGAAUUUAUUCUUAAAACAAGAAAAAUAAACUUGUUUUCCAUUUUAAGAUUAUUUUUCUUACCCCAUUGACAGAUAUUUUUUCUUGUUUCAAGCAUAGGAUUUCGUGAAGAUGUCUUGUUUUCUAAUUUGUGAUUUUAUUUUGAUUUAAUAAUGUUCUGAUAUUUCUACUGGGAAACGAGGAAAAUACUAAGUAAGAAAAUUAAUUUUGCUGUGUAGACAUACAACUCAUAUUCCAAAUAUUUUGAAGCCAGAUUCAAAAUGCAUUGCCUUUUGAUGCAAAAACUACAUUGUGUGAGCAGACCUUUUAUGAUGAAUAUAGCACACAAGUCAUAUGGACAAAUUUUAUUGUACUUUUAUAGUGCUUUGUCAUUUUAUGAGCUUGACCGAUUGUUUUUCUCCAUCUCUCUGAAUCCCCCAACACCACCUUUUUUUAUUUCCAUUUGACAAAUGGCUUUCAUGUCCGUGCAUACACCUCCAUCAUAGUGUCUAAUGAGAGCAGAACAGAUCUGCAUACACAUCUGACCUCCACUCUCCCAGAGGAUCACAAUCUGUGAUUAGAUGCUUGUCCUCAUGCAGCUCAUAUGGUCUGUUCCUGCAAUGUUUACAUCCCUUGAGUCUAAUAUUCCUAUGAGAGAGGCGCUCCUGCGGAUUCUUCUAACAUGCCAGGACAGGUUUGUGGAUGAGAAAUAUCUCGUCUGCUGCCUGCAUUCAAAGUGAAUUUAAAGUGCACUAGAGAGAACGAGAUUGACAGAGAAAGAUCAAAAGAGAGUCUGGAGAAUGCAUUGAAAUAGAUUGGGAAAUGGUCAUUAAGCCUUUUAGUCUCAUUUAGAGCAACUACACAGAGCCCUCAGCAGCGCCGUAUCUGAUUCCAGAUUCAAAAAUGGCAUGUUAAUGUCGCUAAAAUGCCAUUGGUUCUCCUGGGUGUAGUAACUUAACACGAUGCGCUACAUUUGGCCUGUUUUUCGCAUAUUGCUUGGCUUCAGAAGACUUAAUGUGUCAUGUCAUAACCACUUUUAUGAUAUUUUUUAAUGUUGUAUAAUGGCAAGAGCUACAUAAUGAUUUCAGUUUUAGCAAAUAAUUGCAGCAUACAGGUUUGGAAUGACGUGAGGGAGAGAGAAUAAUGAAAGAAUUCCCAUUUCUGGGUAAACUCAUCCAAGCUCAAACAUUUUGGGUUUAUUUUUUUGACAGAGAGCACAGUCCCAAAAAGUGAAAUGUUGAAAAAGACAACAAGAAAAUAUGACAUUAUCAGACAUUUCAGUCCUUACAAAACAAUAUCUAUUUGCAGCGUAAUCCAUAAAGCAUAAUGUCGUCUUUGAGGUUUAUGGGAGAAUUGUGAUUGAUUGAGUGUGUUACAUUGUUUUGUACUAUUAAAGCAUUCGCCAUUUUCAAUAUGAAUUUAAUACUUAAUGAAAAAUUUAAGAGGUUUAUGUCCUGUAUAGAUGACCAGAAGAGACAUAUAUUGAGUUUAAUUAGUCCCUUCAGUCAUGCAUACUUUAUUCCAGUAUAGAAUAUAACUGAAAAAUGUGUCAGUGGAAAUAUUUAUUUUAUAGCUUUGUACAGUUUUGUGAAUAUUUAUUUUCGUAAUGUUUCAAGCUGGGAUUUUCUAAAUUGUUGUUGGUUCAAUGGUGCAUGGAUAUGCAUUUUUGAGAACAUUAUUUACAAUUUUUGAAAACCAAAAAAAAAUACUAUAAACGUGAUGCUCAUAAUAAUAAUAGAAAUGAAACCCAAAUAAUAAUGGGAUUAAUAAUAAAGCAUGUGUUAAUUCCAUUUCCAUUUUUACAGUAUUUUCCAAAAUUGUAAAAAUUGUUUCCAGUUGUAUAUGUGCUAAAAUGUUACACCACAUUCCAACUAAGAUGGUAUGCUUCCUAUUUCUCAUUUUGUGUUCAGAAAAUAUUGUUAAACCUCCUGCAGAUCCGACCAUGUCUCAGAGUCACUUCAGUGCACAGUUGUAUGCCUCUUCAGUCGUGGGUAGGAUUGUGUGGGCUGCCUCUGGAACUGCAUUUAAUGAAGCUGGUUAGACCUGUGCCUGUCACCAUGGUGAAAAAGACCAUAGAAUUAUUAUCAAUUCACUUCAUGUUUAAUUCUCUACCGCUCUCUCCAUGCAAGAAACAUUCUGGACUGUCUGGCCCUGUGUGUGUUCAAACAGUCAUUGCCCAAGGUAUACAUUUAAUGUGUAUGUCUUUUCUUUUGUCCAAGGGUAAAGUGUUAUGCUUUGUGUUUAAUUAACACCGUAAUACUACAGGGACGUUACUUGCAGGGGAGGAGGCUGAGAAGUGUGAAUUCAUUAUGUUCAACAUCAGAAACUUGUAAGUCUGUUUACAUUUUAUCUAGUAAAUUCUUUUAAUAAACAGUAUUGAUGCUUC